This is a messenger RNA of Alosa alosa (allis shad), 2392 nucleotides long. RefSeq names its product cytokine receptor-like factor 1b (gene crlf1b). The record is from RefSeq and is a predicted model, not a curated record. Gene Ontology annotation, cellular component: external side of plasma membrane. The transcript has 8 exons. Gene Ontology annotation, biological process: cytokine-mediated signaling pathway. NCBI's taxonomy places the organism in Eukaryota, Metazoa, Chordata, Actinopteri, Clupeiformes, Clupeidae. Bases 208 to 1488 code for a protein of 426 amino acids. Gene Ontology annotation, molecular function: protein binding; cytokine receptor activity.
CUUUACUCGACUAACAGUAACUCGCUCAUCUCUCAUCUUUGUUAUACGUUUGUUUGAGCGAUGAUGCUAAUCCAUUAAUUUGCAUUGGUAUAGUCAUUCUAUGGUCGUAGCAGGGCCUUUGCAAAUGGAACCACUGGAAUGGAUUUUGUAACCGUACCUUAACUUUUUCGGACCGGCGUGUUUAUCAAAGAAUAUCCCACGAGAAAUAUGAUUUCGUUUUGGUGUCGCGUGCUGCUUCUUCAUCAAAUAUUCACCUCGCCUGCAUGCUCGGCGGUGGUGUCGCCCCAGGACCCUGUACUGCUGGUGGGCUCCAGUCUGACCGCCACCUGCACCCUGAGCCCUGGGCUGCAGCUCCACACCGGGUUCCUCUACUGGACCUUCAACGGGAACCGCCUCCCCAGCAGUGUGUACCACGUCCAGGGCCCCGGGGCCCUGUCCGUGACCCUGCACAACCUCAACGGCUCCCGGCAGCAGUCCGGAGACAACCUGGUGUGCCACGGACGCAAGGGGGAGGUCCUGGGCGGCUCCUGCCUCUAUGUAGGCAUGCCACCUCAGAGACCUGUGAACCUGACCUGCUGGUCCCACAACACCAAGGACCUGACCUGCAGAUGGAGCCCUGGGGGGCCUGGAGAGGGCUUCAUCAGGACCAGAUACACACUCAAGUAUAAGCUGAGGUGGUUCGGUCAGGAGACGGUGUGUACAGACUACAACAGAGGGAUAAAUACCUGCUACAUACCCAGCGGUCUGGCCGUCUUUACCCCGUAUGAGAUCUGGGUGGAGGCCACCAACCAGCUGGGCUCGGCCUCGUCGCGCGUGGUGACGCUGGACAUCAUAGAUGUGGUGACGACAGACCCUCCACCUGAUGUGCAAGUCAAUCGUGUGGGGAUCCUUGGCGACCAGCUGACUGUGCGCUGGAGGAGCCCCCCAGCCCUCCGAGACUUUCUGUUCCGGGCCAAGUACCAAAUCCGCUACAGGCUCGAAAACAGCGCCGACUGGAAGGUGGUUGAGAAUGUGGGAAACCAGACAUCCUGCCGGCUAGCUGGCCUCAGACCUGGAACAGUGUAUUUUGUCCAGGUUAGGUGCAACCCCGUGGGAAUCUAUGGCUCAAGAAAGCCAGGAAUUUGGAGUGAUUGGAGUCCGCCAAUGGCAGCCUCAACCCCUCAGAGUGAGCGCCUGCAGACGGGGUCGUGCGACGCAAAGUCGGGGUCACAGACGGCGGCGCUGCGUCGGGAGCUGAAGCAGUUCCUGGGCUGGGUGCGCAAACACGCGUCAGGCUGCGGCAGCGUCAGCAUCAAACUCUACGACCAGUGGCGUGCCUGGCUGCAGAAGUCCCACAAGACGCGCAACCAGAUGGUGCUCCCUCAGCAGACGGGGCGGAACUUCAGAACGAGAGUGGACCCGAGGACCACACAUUCGCACAGGCGGCCUCCUGAACAGAGAGGCUUGGGCUCACGCUGCUGCUGCACUGUCCAAUGGAGAGAUUUCUAAAGCCUGGACAAUGGAGAUGAAGUCCAGUAACAUUGGACAGACGGGCAUAUUGGUUUUCAGGAGCUUCCCUUUUUUCAGACAUGGUUUACUCAUUCUCAAAUGCAAAGGAUUGCAAUUUUGCUUUAAGGCUACAAGGAAGAUCUGUGGAGACAUAAUGCACCCAAUCAUCAGUAUAUAUGUAUAUGCAACACCUACAAAAGGAAACCACCAUGCUGACCUGAUGCUGCUAUAAUGUUUCUGUUGUUACAAUGUAAUUGGUCAUUCAAAUUCUGCUCUUGAAAGAAUUUAGUCCAUUGCUAUAUAAUGCUUGUUAAGUGAUAUGGGACCAUGUUUAAAUAUAGUACAUUAUCUACAUAUAUUUUACUCCCUUUUGCCUACUUUAGCAGUUCAUUUGAAAUGUUUGUAUAUAAAGAGGACCUGGACCAAAAUAUAUUAAAGCCGCAGUAUUUACCUGUUUCAUUAACAUGCAUAUAUAUAUAUGAUGAUGUAAAUGGGAGUGAAGUGAAAACCAUAGUUUUCUUAUUAAUGGAAAAUGUAAGUGGGACAUUCUACCAGAAACUUACAUUUUCACUUAAAACAUCUUUGGGGGAAAAUUAUUCUUAUUCUUGAAUCUGAACAUUGAGUCAAAUGGAGGCACUCUAAAACUAUGAGGAGCACCUAUUGUGCCAUCUCAGGAUGUUUUUUAUUCUUGAAUAAAAAUAAUUAAUAGGAACUAAUAGGCUAUUUGUCAGGCCCCGUAACAUCUAUGGCCUCUAUGGAAGUUAUAUAGGGCUUUGAUGGGGCCUGACGGUCAGUCAUUUUAAUGGCAAUUUCUCUGCCCAUGAACAUAAUCAAAACUACUUGUAAGCAGGGAUUUUAGUAAGCUUUUUAGACAUAUUUUAGAUAUACAACAAUUCCAUUUGUA